This is a messenger RNA of Xylona heveae TC161, 2020 nucleotides long. RefSeq names its product TFIIH basal transcription factor complex, subunit SSL1. Gene Ontology annotation, cellular component: transcription factor TFIIH holo complex; transcription factor TFIIH core complex. Bases 287 to 1855 code for a protein of 522 amino acids. Gene Ontology annotation, biological process: regulation of transcription by RNA polymerase II; nucleotide-excision repair; DNA-templated transcription. Gene Ontology annotation, molecular function: zinc ion binding. Lineage: Eukaryota; Fungi; Ascomycota; Xylonomycetes; Xylonales; Xylonaceae. The record is from RefSeq and is a predicted model, not a curated record. The transcript is spliced from 3 exons.
CAGGAUAUCCCGUCGAGCAUCUCAACCUACCCAUUGGAAAGCUCGAACAGAUAAGAGUCUGUCUUUUUGGUGAAUUUUGAGAGAAAUCACUGUUCAGUCUAGCUCAAUAUCCUCUCUUUUUUUUGGGGUAUCUAAGCUGGACUAUUUCCACUUCUUCAGCCUGGAGCUUGACAUUGAACAAUACAGCAUAUUCGCAGAGCUUUGAGCUUCCGACAACUCAUAACCUAGACCUACCACGAAAGAGUCGGCAUCCAAUUCCAAAGCACCUUUCAAUAACGCCUCCACAAUGGCGGACUCUGACGGAGAAUACAUUGACGAGGCGCUGUCCGACGACGACACCACUGCGCAGCAGGGCACUCGCGGCGGCGACUAUGGCACACGAUCAGCUUCGAAUCGCGCAAUUAAGCGUCGCAGAACAGACGGACGGGGCGGAGGCACACAGACGCAACCCAAGGCGCGGUGGGAGGACAUACAUCGAAGUUGGGAGCACGUUGUAGAGGGCGCAGACGGCAGUAUAAGCAGUACAGUUGAGGGCUUAUUGGAGGCAGGAAAGCGAAAGAGAUUACUUCGCGAUACUACACCACUUCAACGAGGCAUCAUCCGACAUAUGAUUCUUGUACUCGACCUGAGCGAGUCCAUGGCAGAAAAAGAUCUCCGGCCAACGCGAUACCUCCUCACACUGCGUUACGCGCACGAGUUUGUGACUGAAUUUUUUGAGCAGAAUCCCAUCAGCCAGCUGGGUGUCAUUGGCAUGAAGGACGGACUGGCAGUCAGAAUCAGUGAUAUGAGCGGGAAUCCCAGCGACCAUAUCAGCGCCAUUGAGGGAUUACGGCCGCAAGAUCCAAAGGGGGACCCGAGUCUACAAAACGCGCUGGAUAUGGCCCGAGCUGCUUUAUUCCACGCCCCGAGCCACGGCACGCGCGAAGUGCUCAUCAUCUUCGGCGCACUGUAUUCGUCCGACCCAGGGGAUAUCCGGGACACAAUCAAGAGCAUCAUCGCCGACAAGAUUCGGGUCAGCAUCGUGGGUCUGGCCGCCCAGGUGGCUAUAUGUCAGGAGAUAUGCUCCAAGACCAACGGGGGCGACGACACCGUGUACGGCGUUGCUCUCAACGAGCAGCAUUUCCGCGAACUCUUCUUCGAGAGCACCACUCCGCCCGUCACGCGGUCCGCCAAACAAGCCGCUUCUUCACUACUGCAAAUGGGCUUUCCCUCGCGCAUCGUCGAGCAAUCGCCCUCGCUGUGCGCGUGUCAUUCCCAGCUUACCCGCGGCGGAUACCUCUGCUCGCGGUGUCAGAGCAAAGUGUGUUCUCUACCGACCGAAUGUCCGGCGUGUGGACUUACCCUGAUUCUGUCUACGCAUCUGGCACGGUCAUAUCAUCAUCUGUUUCCCUUGCGUAAUUGGCAUGAUGUCAGUUGGGAAGACGCGCGGAAAAGUAAAUCUACCCAUUGUUUUGCAUGUCAGGUCCCUUUUCCGCCUAUACCAGACGGUGGUGGGGGUGGGAAGGGUGUAGACGGUGUUUCUUCCGGCGAGGGUGUAUCUUCAAACAUAAAAUCAAAACCAGGCGCAGGCUCAGGAUCAGCACCCCCCAUUUCUCUCGCCGCUCCCGCCACGGGCGGCGCUACAGCGGGCCUCACGUCCCGCUACGAGUGCGAGGUAUGCAAGCAUCACUUCUGCAUCGAGUGCGACUUGUUUGCGCAUGAAGUCGUGCAUAAUUGUCCGGGCUGCCAGAGCGGUGCUCCUAUAGAUGAUGGCGGUGGUGCAGUCAACGGUCAGGUCGGUCAGCAUGCAACAGACGGUAACGGUAGUGGUAAUGGUAAUGGUAAUAGUAAUGGUAAUGAUAUGGAUUUAAGUUGAUUUUACCCUUUUUCACAUUAUCCUUACUCUUCAUCCAUGUCCUUUAUCUUUUAUCCUUUACUCUUUUUUUUUUAUCCUAUCACUGUAUCACUGUACCACUUUCACCUUCACAAUAUCUCUGUCCUUUGGCAUUGACCGUCCAGCCUGUAUCUUUUUACCCUUUAU